Zea mays is the source of this 1758-nucleotide messenger RNA. RefSeq lists its product as uncharacterized. NCBI's taxonomy places the organism in Eukaryota, Viridiplantae, Streptophyta, Magnoliopsida, Poales, Poaceae. The transcript has 3 exons. Bases 281 to 1561 code for a protein of 426 amino acids. The record is from RefSeq and is a predicted model, not a curated record.
UGCUAAAUUAGAUUUGCAUGUAAAACUCACGAUGAUCUCCAAUGGUUCCUGAAAUAUAGGAAGCUCCAACGGCUUUGAAUAAUUGGUGGACCAUCGGUUGCAUGCGCCGCCACUAUUUUUAGACGCAAAACACCUGACAGAGUCAUGCCGCCACUAUUUUUAGACGCAAAACACCUGACAGAGUCAUGCCGCCACUAUUUUUAGACUCAAAACACCUGACAGAGUCAUGCCGACGAACAAGUUCUGAGCGGUGCCGUCGCCUGAAUCAAUUCAUUCGGUGAUGGGUUCAAAUAGAUUGUUGUCAUCACAAUUACUUGAUGAAUCAUCAUCUGAUGACGACGAGGAUUUCAUACUUUCUGCUGCGCAAAUCAUUCAUACUGUUUCACAAGUUCGUAGAAAGCCAGGAGGCUCUGUUCCAGGUCGUGCAUAUAUUUAUCGAGAUAGAGAAGCGGGACACGCGAGAUUGUACCAAGAUUACCUGGCUGACAUUCCUACUUAUGGCCCAAACUUGUUUCGGCGGAGGUUUAGGAUGCAUCGAUCCCUGUUUAUUCGCAUAAUGAAUGCUGUUGAACAACAUGAUGAUUACUUUAAGCAAAAAAGAAACACGGCUCAACAACAAGGUUUAAGUUGUUUGCAGAAGGUUACUGCAGUAUUUCGUAUGCUAACUUAUGGAGUGGCAGCAGAUGCUACAGAUGAAUAUGUACGUAUUGGAGAAAGUACUGCGCUGGAAAGUCUAAGAAGGUUCGUUAAAGUUGUAAUUGACGUUUUUGGUGAGGAGUAUUUAAGAGCACCCAAUGAAAGCGAUAUACAUCGGUUACUUGCACUUGGCGAUGAAAGAGGAUUUCCUGGUAUGCUGGGUUCACUUGAUUGCAUGCAUUGGAGGUGGAAGAAUUGUCCAUCAUCUUUACAAGGUCAAUUUUCGGGCCAUCAUCACACGCCUACUAUAAUUUUAGAAGCAGUUGCUUCACAAGAUUUAUGGAUUUGGCAUGCUUUUUUUGGAUUACCUGGCUCUCUCAAUGACAUCAAUGUUCUUCAUCGAUCUCCCCUGUUCGCAAAAUUAUCAAAUGGAGAAAGUCCACAAGUGAAUUAUAGAAUAAAUAACCAUGACUGUUCAAUGGGAUAUUACCUUGCAGAUGGCAUAUACCCUUCUUGGGCAACAUUGGUUAAGACCAUACCAGAACCACGGGGCAAUAAAAGAAUCUACUAUGCGAAGGCACAAGAAGCGGCACGGAAGGAUGUAGAACGAGCCUUUGGGGUCCUUCAAUCUCGUUUUGCCAUUGUUCGUGGUCCAGCUCGUUUAUGGGACGAGGCGACACUAAGCAACAUAAUGAUAGCAUGUAUAAUUAUGCACAACAUGAUUAUUGAAGAUGAGGAAAGAGUCGAUCCGGAUGAACGUUUUGAGCACGGAGGAGAAAAUGUGGAGCCCUCCCAUGAGAUGACAACAGAUUUUGAUGAAUUUCUUAAGAAUCACAAGAAAAUUAGGAACCAAGAAACACAUUAUCAACUUAGAGAAGAUCUAGUUGAGCACUUGUGGCAACACCACCCAGAUUUAUAUCCUUAAGUUCAUUUGUUAAAGUUGUUUUUCUAUUUCCUGCAAGGUGAACACAAUAGAUUAUGUAAAGGACUAGAUAAUUUACUGCAUCAGCUCUUUCUGUUUGUAUCACACACCUGUACUCUUUGGAGCAGAUAAUCUAGUACAAGGUGAAAACAAUGAGUCGAUAUUGCUACUAUGAGCCUUGAAGGGCAAAUAGUUCAUAA